Molecule: messenger RNA, 3172 nt
Organism: Lipotes vexillifer (Yangtze River dolphin)
Lineage: Eukaryota; Metazoa; Chordata; Mammalia; Artiodactyla; Lipotidae
Gene: SACK1B
Product: scaffolding CK1 anchoring protein B
Exons: 4
Coding region: 61-3096 (1011 amino acids)
Biological process (GO): signal transduction
Cellular component (GO): cytoplasm; membrane
Molecular function (GO): protein kinase binding
Source: RefSeq, a predicted model, not a curated record
AUACCUCUCAUCCCUGCAUGAAUGGGCAUUUGAAAGUGCCAUUGUCAAAGGUUUGCAAGCAUGGAGAACUCAUCAAUGCUUUCCUCCUUGAAUGACGAAUGUAAAUUAGACAAUUACAUUGAACCUCACUACAAGGAAUGGUAUCGAGUAGCUGUGGACACACUGAUUGAACAGGGUUUAGAUGCAUACCAAGAAUUUCUUGCCAAGGAACGAGUGUCAGACUUUCUAGCUGAGGAGGAAAUUAAUUAUAUUUUGAAAAAUGUUCAAAAAGUGGCACAAUGCACAGCAUAUGGUACUGAUAAUUCCUGCGAUGAUACCUCAUCUUCAGGGACUUACUGGCCCAUUGAGUCUGAUGUGGAAGCUCCAAAUCUUGACUUGGGCUGGCCAUAUGUGAUGCCUGGACUCUUAAGGGGUACCCAAAUUGACCUCCUCUUUCAUCCACCAAGAGCACAACUACUUACAAUUAAGGAAACCAUUCGGAAGAUGAUAAAAGAAGCAAGAAAGGUCAUUGCUUUAGUGAUGGAUAUAUUUACAGACGUGGACAUUUUCAAAGAAAUAGUGGAGGCAUCAACUCGAGGGAUACCUGUAUACAUUCUGCUUGAUGAGUCAAACUUUAAUCAUUUCCUAAGUAUGACCGAGAAACAGGGCUGUCAAGUUCAACGUCUCAGAAAUAUCCGAGUGCGGACAGUAAAAGGCCAAGAUUAUCUUUCCAAAACAGGAGCAAAAUUUCAUGGAAAAAUGGAACAGAAAUUUUUGUUAAUUGACUGCCACAAAGUUAUGUAUGGUUCCUACAGCUACAUGUGGUCAUUUGAAAAAGCACACCUGAGCAUGGUUCAGAUAAUCACAGGACAACUUGUUGAGUCCUUUGAUGAAGAAUUUAGGACUCUCUAUGCCAGGUCCUGUGUCCCCAGCUCAUUAGAAUGGGAAGAGUCAGCAAGGGUGAAGCACAGCAAAGCACUCUGGGAGAAUGGCACUUACCAGCGUUCAGUGUCUUCCUUAGCUUCCAUUUCCAGCCAAAGAAACCUUUUUGGUACACAAGACAAAAUUCAUAAACUAGAUUCUAGCUACUUCAAAAACAGAGGGAUAUAUACUCUCAAUGAACGUGACAGAUAUAACAUAAGAAAUCAUAUAUACAAACCUCAUUUUGUUCCCAACUUUAAUGGUCCAAUCCGUCAGCAUCAACACAGUCAGAUAAAUGAAAAUUGGAAGAGGCAUAGUUAUGCUGGGGAACAGCCAGAAACAGCACCAUACCUGCUGCUUAACAGGGCUCUGAAUCGAACCGUUAAUGCUCCCUGUAAUUGGAAAAGGCCUUCAGAUAGUCUCAGUGUGGCAUCCUCAUCACAGGGAGGCUAUGCAGGCCACCAGAACACACCUGCCCAGAGUUUUGCUGACCGACUUGCCCAGAGGAAGACGACAGACCUUCCAGAAAGGAAUUCCAAUGUGCGGAGAUCUUUUAACGGGACAGAUAAUCAUAUUCGCUUUUUGCAACAACACAUGCCAACCCUUGAACAUACCACCAAGUCAUUCUUGCGUAACUGGAGAAUUGAAUCCUACUUAAAUGAUCAUUCAGAAGCUUCCCGUGAUUCCAAUGGAUCGGUUCUAGGUGACCGGUUUGAGGGGUACGACGGUCCUGAGAAUUUGAAAGCCAAUACCUUUUAUACUCACUCUCGGCUUCGUUCUUCUUUUGUGUUUAAACCCACUUUACCUAAGCAACAGGAAGUUAACAGUUGUACAACUGACUCCUCAAAUUCAACAGUCAUUGGUUCCCAGGGAAGUGACACGCCUAAAAAGAUCCCAGACACCCCAACAGGCGCACAGCAUCCAACAGACAAACCCUCACAGGAAUCAACCCCCAAGCUCCCGUUGCAGUCAGAGGCACCAAAAACGCACACCCUACAGGUUCCCGAAAGCCACCUGGCAGUUUUAAUCCCAACUACAAAUGGCCCUAUGGACUCAAACAACCAUUUAUAUACAACCUUGUCUGUAAAUAAGCAAACAGAAAACCUAAAGAAUCAACAAAAUAAGAAUCUGCUUAAAAGGCGAAGUUUCCCAUUCACUGACCACUCAAAAGCCAAUUUAAAUCAUGGAAAUAGUAAGCAUUAUGUGUAUAGUACAUUUACCAGGAAUCCAAUUAGACAACCAGAAAAACCUAAAGAGGAUUUGUUAAAAAGUUCUAAAAGUGUUCAUAAUGUGACCCAUGCCAUGGAAGAGGAUGAGGAAGAGGUUACCAAGAGAGACCCUCCGAGUAGCACUGUUAUCAAGUCAAUUUCCAUCGCUGCUUUGCUUGAUGUGAAUAAAGAAGAACCCAACAAAGAACUCACUUCCAAGAAAGAAGUGAAGGGUUCCCCAAGUUUUUUGAAAAAGGGAUCUCUGAAGUUAAGGUCAUUACUUAGCCUUACCCCAGAAAAGAAAGAAAAUCUAUCCAAAAAUAAAGCACCUGCCUUUUAUAGAAUGUGUAGUAGUUCUGACACUUUAGUUUCUGAGGCUGAAGAGAAUCAAAAACAAAAAAAAUCAGAACCCAAAAUUGAUUCGUCUCCUAGAAGAAAACAUUCCUCUUCAUCCAGCUCUCCAGGCAGCAUCCACAAGGAUAAGGAAGAUGUAGCAGUUCGUUCAUCUCAGGGGAUACAUUCUUCAUCUGAUGAAAGUAACAAAACUAUACCUUCUUCAAGUCCAGUUGAAAGCAAGUUCUUGGAAAGAGCAGGAGAUGCCUCUGCCCCGAGAUUCAACACUGAGCAGAUCCAGUACCAAGAUUCAAAGGAGAUUAAAGCAAUUGUUGUUCCUGAAAGAAAACCAGCUUCUUCUCUAAGACCAAAGCCCAAUGAUGAGCUUAUAAGAACUCAUUCAAUUGACCGGCGUGUUUACAGUCGUUUUGAACCAUUUUGUAGUAUUGAAAGCUCUAUUCAGCCAACAAGCAACAUGCCAAAUACCAGUACACACCACCCAGAAAUGAAAUCCUCAGCUAUGGGCAAUAGUUAUGGCAGGUCCAGCCCAAUGCUUAAUUACAACACUGGUGUUUACCACUCAUAUCAGCCAAAUGAAAACAAGUUUCGAGGAUUUAUACAGAAGUUUGGAAACUUCAUAAACAAAAAUAAAUGAAAUACUGUAACUACAAAUAGACUUUAAAAUACAGAAUAAAUGUGGCUAUAAAUAUUUGUCCAAAGAACAUUGUAGA